Molecule: messenger RNA, 3131 nt
Organism: Diprion similis
Lineage: Eukaryota; Metazoa; Arthropoda; Insecta; Hymenoptera; Diprionidae
Exons: 3
Coding region: 294-755 (153 amino acids)
Source: RefSeq, a predicted model, not a curated record
CGCAGAUGGUUGUUCGAUGCAGUUCGAUGUUCAUUUAGUUCGUUACCAUUCAUCGCUACGACAUUAGUAUAGAGUCGGAGGUGUUUGUGAUACGAUGCGCUAAAUAAACUGUCAAAAGCUGUGAGAUACUGUGGCAAUGAUUCGUCUGAAAAAUCGAGCUUCCAAUACGUAUUAGGACAUUUGAAUUGAAGGUGUUGCCGCUGAUACAGAGUGGUACAUCCGAAUCGGAGUAAAAUACCCGGAACCAUUUAUUAUUAUGUGAUCAAAUAUAUCAGAUAUUGUUAUACGCGAAGAUGUGGAACUUGAGCUGUGAGGUUUUCGCUUCUCUGUGCAUUGUAGCUGUGAUCUUGUCGCAGUUUGUUACAGAGGCCAAAAAAACGUGUUCAAUAAUUUCGUUAUUGCCAGACGAUGGAUGCAGCAAAAAUGAGACUUGCAAGCAAAUGAAUAAUCAAAUGGGCGAAUGUAUAUGUCUCCCAAAUUACCAAAGACUAAAUGACAAAUGUGUCUUAAUUCCAACAACAACAGAGUCUGUGAUUGACUCUAGUACCAUGAAAGAGGAAACUGGAGACAGUUCAGGGGGAGGAGUAACAGCAGGUCUUCUGAUACCGCUAUUCCUGAUCUUGUUAGGAGCACUUGUCUUUUUAAGUGCAAGAAGAUACAAAUGGGUUCAGCGGUUGAGACAGUACCGGCAAAACCGUUACGGCAAUGUUUUAGUUACUAGGGAUGAAGAUGAUGAUGAUCCUCCCAUUGUUUAGAAUAAUAAAUUUUAAGCUCAUUAGACUAAAGCGAGAGAAUGAUUCACUUCAAACUUUACACCACCGAGAAAUUUUCACCUUUGCUAUACAAACAUGAAUAAUAAUAAUGAUGAUGAUGACUAAGACGUCAAUGAUCAUGACAAUGGUGGUAGUGGUGAUAACACUAACGAUAAUACCAACAACAGAACAGUAACUAUCGUAUCGUUAAUUUAAUUUAUAUAUUUCAUUUUGGUUAAUCUGAGAUCUAGAUUUUCUUCUAAAUCAGAUUUUGACAUAAUAUAUCAUUGCCCAGAAUGAAAAAGAGUCAAUGGACAUAUUAUGUAAAUAUUUCACUGUAAAUUUCAAAACUGGUAAUUUACAAAACAUUUCUUCAAACAAGUGAUAGAAAAAAAUGACGUUAACUUCAUUACCAAUUACCAACGUAAAUUCAUUUAUUAUUAUUAUUAUUAUAUUUAUCUGUUGCUUUGAGUUUCGAGGUAUUGCAAUACAGAUAAGUUGAGAUGAGGUGAGGUGAGGUUUCAUUCUCCUGGUUUCUUUUUACAUUUUAUGUCUUUUUUUGCUUUCAUUGAUAUUAGGUAAGUUGGUCAGUAACCAUAUUACAAUAUUAUAAAGUUAUUAUAGUAACAACCAUACUUUAAAGUGAAUCCCAAUGAAUGGUAAAAAUAUCCUUGAGUGGCUUCUAAAUUUCAAACUAAUAGACACUGAAUAGUAUAGGUAACAGCAACGAAAUUGUAUAUUUUUUAUUUCAUGUAAGAGUCGACUAUUCGUGUCAUUUGUACGUCAAAAUGAUGUACACGCAAUAUAGCACUAUAAACAUUCUUUGUUCUUCCAUGCAAUUUAAGUGAUAGCAAAAUAGAAUCCGACUACAAGCAUAAUAUUGGAAAGAAUGAUUGGAUUGUUGUAAACUUCAAAUUAGUUAAGCUUCGAGUAGAAUAAAGCAAAGUCAGAGUAACUGAAUAAUUAGAACUGGGGCCAAAGCCUGUUAAGCGUCUUGUCUGAGAUAUAAAAGCAUAACGUAUAAUUUCGUAAGAGAUCAUAACAGAUGAAACGUCCUUUGUCCAAUUUCAUGCUCCUUCAAAUUAACUAGUAUUCUUGACUUUGUUACAAAGAAUUCCAAAAUUCCUGGUACACAAUCGCGAUAUAUACGUAGGUCAAGUAAUCUUGAAAGCAAAACAGCGUGACUAAGAUGUUUUUCUCAUACUAUCUUUUGGACAAUCUGUAGACUUAUCAAUGAUCAAUGAAUUAGUAAGAUAAGAUUUUUAUGAAAAGUUGUAGCAGGAUUUUUGGACGAUCUCAGAAUAAUACAAAUGAAAUAAGUGUAGAAAAGUUUUUUUUUAACAUAAAAAGACUUGUAUGAUAAUACCUAUAAUGAAGAACUGUAAAUAUUUCUUGCUAAUCAAACGCACUCUUGCCAAUUAGCUCAAGCAUAAUAUAUCGGUAAUUACCGACCGAUAAUAAGCAUUUAAUAUAUUCACGGGUUAUGGUUUCAAAAUAUGUAAUAAAGUAUACAACUUUCACUUGGUCAAAGUCUCAAGGAAUCCCCCGGAUGUCAUAAAAAAAAAGAUGGUUCAAGGACUUUGCUAUACGAUCAUAAGACCGAUGAUGUAAUGUUAUCGAUUUAUGUAAGACAUAUUUAAUUUUAGAUACCUAAUUCUUAAUACUUUUGCAUGAUCAUAUGCGUAUGUAGAAGCGCUUGUUGUGGUCAACUUGAUAAUUCUGUAAAAGUACGCACAAAUUAAGAAUUAAUUGACACUUGAAUACGUAUUAUUUUUAAACGGGAAUUAAAUGAGUAUUUUCCCCUCUUGUUUAUCAAUCUUCAAUCGACCAUACAGUCUGAAAUACACCGUUACAUGUAAGAGAAACUUUUGCCUUUUACGAAAUUACCUUUACUUAUUCAAACUGGUUUUAGCGCAAGCCCAGAGCCACCCGAAAGUCGUGGCCAUAGUUUCGAAACAUCUCCACAUAAAGUAUUCAAAUAUAGCGCUGUGUUAAAAGUUUUCAUAUACAGUAGCUGAAUUUAUGGUUUGAUCAAUUGCUUCACUUACAUUUAACUGCUCGAUUACUUUGGAAGAUGAGAGAAAAAGAAGUUAGAAUAACAGGAAGUGUAAGCUUUUCAAAUCAUAAAUAUUAGAAUGUUGAUCACGCAAAAAUAUUGUAAAUGCAUCAGGAUACCUAAUUUUUUGAAUAUAAGGUGUGAUUGAGUUGUAAAUAUUUUGAAAGAAAUAUAUUUUCAAACGAAAUAAAUAAACGUAUGCAAAAUAUGAUGAGGCACAAUUAUACAACUUCUCUGAUUAAUUUCACUUAAAAUCUUCAGAGACCUGUCUGAAAUUCCGGAAAAGGAUAAAUUAAGUCUUAUAAAAGAUAAAACCUGUCUUA